Molecule: messenger RNA, 780 nt
Organism: Racocetra fulgida
Lineage: Eukaryota; Fungi; Glomeromycota; Glomeromycetes; Diversisporales; Gigasporaceae
Source: the annotation of a GenBank genome assembly
AUGACAAAAAGAUUACUUUACUAUUUAUUAGACCCUGAUGAUAUUUUGCGAGAACAUCUUUCUCGCUACUUCCCAUUCAAUGAAACUUCUAUUUCAAGACAUUCUCAACGACCUAUUUCACCGCCCUUAUCGAGGGAAGGUACUCCACGAUCAUCAUAUGAAACCGCAUCAGUUACCGAGAAUCAAAUGUCUGUAGAGUCACCAUGUCAGUUAAUAGAAGAAACUCAUAUACAAGCUGAAACAGAUGUAUCUUCACCAAAAGAAAAAUUUCAAUAUGAAAAUUUUGAAAAGCCUUCAAAAAACGAAUUCCGAUUUACGGACGAAAAUGAAAAUUUUGAAUCAUUUACAAAACCGGUGACUUCAGCGAUACAACAUGAAACGGCAAAUGUUGAAAUGGAUGUUACUUCAACCACUGUAGAAAGCUCUUCAAGCGAUAAGUUGCUUGAAGGUGCUACUGAACCAAUUCCGCUUUCACCUGAUAUUCGCAUGGUCAAAAUAAAUGGCUUAGAGGUUUUUUCCACAAAGAUUAAAGUGGGAGAAACCGAAGUUCAAAUAUUACGUCGCGUUGAUACAAAUUGUGUUGAUAAAUUUUCUUUAAUACAAAUCGCGGCAAAGUUAAAUAUCGAAGAAAAGCUUGGCAAAUUUCUUGAUCCAAGACUUUUCGACUAUUUUGACGUUGAUUUAGAUCUUCCAGUGCCAACCGGAACAUGCUGUGGACCAUUAGCGGGUUUCGCUUACUGGUUUCAGUGCGUGAAUCCUAAAAAAAUUUUUCUGGGUUGA